Molecule: messenger RNA, 9854 nt
Organism: Acanthochromis polyacanthus (spiny chromis)
Lineage: Eukaryota; Metazoa; Chordata; Actinopteri; Pomacentridae
Gene: mbnl1
Product: muscleblind-like splicing regulator 1
Exons: 12
Coding region: 5109-6353 (414 amino acids)
Molecular function (GO): metal ion binding
Source: RefSeq, a predicted model, not a curated record
CCUAUUUUUGGAGUUGCUGUUAUUGUGUAGUUCCUGAAAAUACUGUAUCUGUAAGCUGGUAAACGUAUGCGUGAAAGUGUGAAUAUUUUGGUCUUCUUAGAAAUUUGCGUCGUUUUUAUCUCUCAUUUUAAGAGUAUGUGAGAGUUAUAAUGUAAAGAGAGUUUCUGUAGUACAAGCAAGCAGUAUUUCUACAGGCUACAUUUAGACAGAAAAACUGCCGAAAGCUCAAAUGAAAGGCCUCUUUUCGAGGGGUGUUUCCAUUCGUUUCCAUUUUAUCUCCAAGAUAAGCCUCAAGCUUAAAUGGUGCAUGUACACAUGCAUACACACAGUGGUGCCAGAUGGGGACAAGACAGUGUGCGAUUUCCUCUCUCGGUAUUUCAAACCUGACAGCUUGAAUUGCACCUGCUUCCCCCAACUGUGUUAAAAUGGAAAGAAGUUCAGACAAAACCACAAAGUAUGCAGCAGGGAAACGACACUGCAAAGAAGAGUGUAUUUUUCCCUGUUAAAUUGUUUCAAGUUUAGAAAUUACUCCAAAGCAGUAUUUUGCUUUGUCAUUCUGCAGUCUGUAAUAUAAACUAUAGCGAAAUGGCCAGUGCUGAAUGUAGCUCCAUCAGCUUUCUCCAAGACUUGAUACUGUUGCAGUUGUCACUGUGAUGGUCUGUAGUGUGAGUGUAAUGUGUAUUUGGGGCCUUAGUGAUAGAUGAGCCGUCAGAGUUUGGCACACAAACGCUCUGGGACAUUUCCUCAGAGGAGUGAGAGUUCACAUCAGCCAACCAGUGUCAUUUACAGAGGGCUGAGAAAUAGCAGAGCGCUGAGAUGAUAGGGGAGCUUAAGGUGGAAAGUUGCGUUCAUCAGGGAGGAGGGAGAGUAAAUAAAUGUGAACGGUUAGGAUCCGAUGAUUUGACAGCGACACAAGUCACCCAUGCCAGAAUGGUGUUGACGAAGGAGUUUAAGGGAAUACCUUGAAUGGUCUGAGCUUCCUUGUGAAACUGCCAUUUCUUUUCUCUUUACUUCACUUCCAUAAAUGCGGAACACUUGUUUAAGAAAGGAAAUACAAGAAAAUAAUCAUCAAAAUCAAUACAACAUAGACAGUUCCCAUAAAGCAACUUGAUAGUGGCAUGACUAAGGUUACUUUCUCAAACUUGGCAAAGGCUGCUACAGAGCCACAGAGGGCAUUUAUACAACUGUUUUUACAGACUGAGCACUACUCUCCAUGACAAGUUCAGUAAUCUCAGUGUGUAAAAGUGGUGGAAUUCCCCUUUAAACAUACUACACACACAUACACACACACACACACACCUCUUCCUGUUUUCGGUUGGUUUGCUCAACCUCAGUAUGUUUAUUCUUGUUGCUCUUUGCUCAUCCUUGAACAGCUCUACAGCCGCACUGAUCUCCUCAAGAGAACAACAGUCACUCUGUCCUCCUAUCUGUCAGAUACAAGGCAUGUGGAAAAGGAAGUUAAAGCAUUUGGCUGAUGCCACAGAUAAAGAAACAUGAAGUAAAAUGUAGAAAUAGCCUCCAACUAUUGUAUGGUUAUUUAAAUUUUAUGCAAAAUGAAACUUGAAAGCACUAGUUGUGCUGUGGAAUGAGCAAACCAUCUGGUAACUGCAAUAUUCUGCCCUACUCGCAUACCUGUAACUGAUUGAGGGGAAUAUGAUCCUGUGGUCUGUGACAAAUAGAUGAGUGGUUGUGAAAUUUUUUAAGGGGAAGUUUAGGGGAAAUAAGAUGUAGUCAUGAAGGUGAGCAAACAAUGAAAAGACAGACUCAUGGAUUGCAGAAGAAUGAUAAUGACUAUUGGAGCAGGGCAGAGGACUAAAAGAAAGAUGCAGAGAGCGAAAGGAACAGAAGUAUUGGCGUACAGUCUGCUGCAGUAGAAGAGGGGAAAUUCCACGUCAGUGUCUGAGUUUCACAGACAGCCCAGAUCUUUGGAGACGACACUAAUAUAGUAUCUCCUUUUGAGAACAGCACCAGUUACCACGCUUCUUCAUUAUGGUUCAAGGAAAGCUCUGUUUGAGUGACCCGCUGCCUUCAUUGAUCAGCCAUCAAACAGAUUGUUCUUAAUCUAAAAGCCAUAGUGUGUGUGUUCUAGCAGGGUUGUUUCCAAGCUUGGAAAUAGAUCCUUCCAUCACGAAUGAAUGAUAGCUGGGAAUAGAUCAAGGCGUGCACAUUGCUGUUGUAGCUUAGAAUGCCACUGUGCUUUACAAUUUGAUCUAAAACACAGUGAACUCUUUCAACAUCUGUCCUUUGUCUGAGGUGUACAGCAUGUCUUUGUUCUCUCUGAGUGUGCAGACACGUUGCACCAGAAUAUUGGCUAGGUAAAGGGUUAGCACUGCAGCCGGUGCUCAACCACAGAUUGUCACCCAGGGUUUAAGGGGCUGCUGUGCAAAUUAGAGAUGACUUAUCACCAGCUUUGUAUUAAACAGAGCUGUGCAGCAGUAGCAAAUGGUUCAGAGAGAUAGGAAAGGCGUAGAGCUGAGGGACAGUUAAGGCGUAACAGUUGUACGAAGGAGAGGUCGUGGGAUACUUUUUGCCAUAUUUCACAUGCAUGUAGAAGCAUGUAUACCAAAGAAAUAAUGAGAUCUUACAUCCCUCUUUUAGUCUUGAGACACGUGAUCUCAGUCAAAUUGUGUUACGCAGGACUGUGGAAUUUUCUUUUCUUUGUAAGAGAUAAUGUGCCCUCAGAGCAAUAUAAAUGCACUUGCUCUUUUAUCACAAUCAAAUGAAAUGAGUCAGAGACAAUAUGCAUAAUAAGUCUCAGAAAUUGGCGUCAGCACGCAGCUCAAAAUCUGUAAGGAUUUCUGUAGAUGCCAGGGCUACUAUCUCCAUAGCUACCGGAUAUUGCAGCAUCAGGUCUAAAUCAAAUUCUUGGAGGUUUCUUUAGUCUCUCUGGCUUUCCCCUGGACACAAGGGUUGUGGAAGCAGAAGCCUUGUGUCAACAACAAUACAAGAGAGUUGGUAGCAGCAAUUACCUCAGCAUGUUUUCAGUUCGCCUUUAUUAUUAUGUUGCUGACCUACAACCAAAAGUCACUGAUCUGCACCUUUUUUGCAUAGUAUUUUUAUGCUCUGUGUUACUCUGAGUGUGCCGCUUUUUAGGGUAGCACAGUUUGAUUUAGCGCAGGUCAGUGUGUAAUGCUUUUAUAAUGUGAGCAAAAGCAAGUGUGAGACUGAGCUGAGGGCUGCAUGCCACAGCAGAAAUGCAGUAUGAGAGAGAGAGAGAGAGAGAGAGAGAGAGGGGAUCCAGACAGAAGCCAGAUCUAAUCUGUCCUAAACUCCCUGUAAAUCUUUCCAUAAUUAUUUGCCCCACACCCUUUUAUCUAAUUGUUCUUUCCAACUUCUAUUUUUUGACAUUCUUCCUUACAUCAUUAAGUCCCCUGUUUCAUGUUUUCAGUGUCACUCUUGCCUAUCUAGUUGCAUCACUAUCUUCCAAUGCCCUGCCUGGUUUUCUGUUGCUUGUAUGUUUGUCCUGUUACUAAUUUGCCCCUUUUUCUUCUUGCUGUGUUUUCUCAAGCUUUCCUUCCUGCCUCAUCCUUCUCUCAUUCCUCAGCCUCACUGGAUAGGCAAGGGCAGUGCUGCUGUAACUGAGCCAGCACUUCCUGGUGUUGUUUUAGGGGGGGCGUGGCCAGCCUGAGUGAGGAAGAGAGGGAGGGAGAGGGAACUGCAGGAUCUGUAUGCCCAGUGCAGUCAGGGCUCCCUCCUCCUCCUCUUCGUCGUCGUCCUCCUCCACCUCCACCUCCUCCUCCUCCACAGCUGUUGCUACUGCCGCCCAGCGAGCACCACUUUCCUGCAGCAGACAGACGAUCCAGAGGCUGGGGAGUCAGUAAAGACACAGCCCAGCCCGUCUCAGCACAGCUCUGCACAACCGAGCUCAGCCACUUGAAGAGGCAGGGGAGGGGAGACACUAGCGCACACAGCCAACGCUGCAACGCACACGCACACACGCAACCACACAGACAAACACUCCUCCUCUCUCUCUCUCUCUCUCUCUUUUUCUUUCUCCCUCUCUCUCUCUCUCUCACUCUGGUGCUCGGCUCCGCACAGCUCCUUUACUCAUUCGCUGCUGAUUCACUCGCUCACUCGCUUGCCUCUCUUCUGCCAGUCGCUCUGCCUUGCUGUGUUCUGCCUGCCUGCCUGAGAAUGGUCCAGCCGGUGCCUGGGGGUCUGCUGUCGCGGCCUGUCUGAAUACACGCAUAAACAUACAGAGCCAGUCGACACGCAGAAGCACACACACACAAACUGGAGAGCAAUGUGAGAGAGGAAGUGCCUUCCCUGAUGUCUGCUGCAGCUUUGACCUGCUUCUACAGCUGAAGCUCCACCCUCCCCCCUGCCUCGCUCGCUUGCUGCCACGGUAACACGAGUACAAGGACAGCGGCCACACCCUCCUCGCAGCCAACGCUCCGACCCAGUUGUCCAUCCACUUCCAUCACCAUUCACUCCGCCACUCAGCCGGGCUCCAGCCUCAGCUCUUCUCACCAGACGGCCCCGCUGCCUGCCGCACUCCACCAGCUGACCAGCCUUAGCACAGCAGCCCAGCCCACCACCAGGCUCACACAGCAUCUCACCCACCUUUGCCUUUCACCUUCGCCUUCGACCCUCUAAGCCUCCACUCAGUCCUCAGUGUCCUUAACCUUCCAGUAGCAGGCUACACCCAGACUGUCACCUUUGUUGCCUGCUUCACUGCACCUAACCAGAGGGCUCUCAGUUUGGCCUGCCAGUCUGUUUGCCACCUUUUCUAGGGGAUGUUGUAGAUGAGACCAUUCAGAAAGCAAUAAACAGUGAGAGAGAAAAGCUAAGCCAAGAGAGGCAACUUAAUUAUUAAGCUGCAUAGUCUCCUGGAUAUAAUCACUUUGUCAGCUGUUGUUUGUUCAGGAAAAUGACACAUUAACAUCCACAGCAAAGCGUCGUCCUGCAACAUUUCACUCUGGAAAAAGAGCGCUCUCAAUCAGUAGGAACGUUUCUUUUUGAAUGUUUCAUUUCAACUUCACGGACAAGUAUCACCGACAGUAACAACAAAUACACCACAAAAAAGACCUUAAAGUUGUGGAUUAAUACACUAGAGGUACUUUACUGAACGCAUCUCAGCUCGGAAUACUUUUUGCCAGCGUGUUGCCAUGGCGAUGAACAUAGCACAUAUCCGCGACACAAAGUGGCUGACACUGGAAGUAUGUAGGGAGUUCCAGAGGGGCACGUGCUCGAGGUCCGACCAGGAGUGCAAGUUCGCUCAUCCGGCCAAGAGCUGCCAGGUGGACAACGGACGGGUCAUCGCUUGCUUCGACUCACUCAAGGGCCGCUGUUCCAGAGAGAACUGCAAGUAUCUGCACCCUCCACCACAUCUAAAGACCCAGCUGGAGAUCAAUGGCAGAAACAAUCUGAUCCAGCAGAAGAAUAUGGCCAUGCUGGCCCAGCAGAUGCAGCUUGCCAAUGCCAUGAUGCCUGGCACACAGCUACCACCAAUGCCCAUGUUCUCGGUGACACCAGGCCUGGCCACCAACGCCAGCGCAGCAGCAGCAGCUGCAGCAGCGGCCUUUAAUCCCUACUUAAGCCCUGUGUCACCAGGCCUGAUGCCUCCGGAGAUCCUGCCCAGCACCCCUGUCCUCAUGGCCUCCAGCCCCACCGUCAGCCAAGUCCCCAACGCUGCUGCUGCUGCAGCCCAGAAGCUGCUGAGAACAGACAGACUCGAGGUGUGUCGGGAGUAUCAGAGGGGCAACUGCUCUCGGGGGGAGAACGACUGUCGCUUUGCUCACCCCGCAGACAGCACUAUGAUCGACACCAACGACAACACGGUCACCGUAUGCAUGGACUACAUCAAGGGUCGGUGCUCCCGGGAAAAGUGCAAGUACUUCCACCCACCAGCGCAUCUGCAGGCCAAAAUUAAGGCUGCCCAGCACCAGGUGAACCAGGCCACAGCCGCCGCGGCCAUGACUCAGUCGGCUGUCAAAUCACUGAAGCGACCCCUCGACGCAACCUUUGACCUGGGCAUCGCCCCUAGUGUCAUGGCUCCCCUGCCAAAGCGGGCAGCCCUGGAGAAGGCCAACGGUGCCUCUGCCGUGUUUAACACCGGCAUGCUCCAGUAUCAACAGGCCCUGGCCAGCAUGCAGUUUCAGCAGCAGGCUUUCCUCCCAUCAGGCUCAAUAUUGUGCAUGACACCUGCAGCCAGCGUUGUUCCCAUGAUGCACGGUGGUACUCCAGCCACUGUGUCUGCAGCCACCACAUCUGCCACAAGCGUUCCCUUCGCAACUGCCUCCACCAAUCAGGACUCUUCCUUAUCAAAGUUGACUACCAACGAAUACAUGCAAUUGAUUCCAAUAAUAUCUGCAGAUCAUCUGAGUAGUCACAAGUACUUGACUCAAAUGUAGUUCCUCUCAAAAACAAUCAAAUGAAUGUGUGCUGGCACCGUCCAAGCCAAAAGAGUUCAGCCUUUAUGUACAUAACCUUCAGAAUGUCAAGCAAUGGGACAAGGAGGGUCUGCCAUCUCUUACCCGGUCCACAACGAUGGUCUCAUCACACGUGUAAACAUCAAGGGUACAACACAUGAUCUGUGCCAUCUUCCCACAUAUCAAUAUCAAGAAGAAUUUGCUGUCAAAUUCGGCGUCCAGCCGGGAGAAGAGGAUAUCUUGGUGCCAGGGUCAGUGUGUCUGUCCCUCAGUGGAAAACGUUCACUUUAUACCUCUGUGUCGGAUUAAAUCAUAGCACUCAGUUUGUUCUAAUUAUUAUCAUUACUGCAUGCACAGAAGGUCAAGAGCGUUGUUACAUGAGACAUCAAGUGCUGGUACGUUAGCAGACCAAGAUCUUUCUUUCCUUUUUUUUUUAUUUGUUCUGCUUUAUUUUUUAAUUGAUAGCCAUAUUUCAUAGUUUACAAGUGACACGUAAACAUGCACCUUGAAUUUGAACUGAAAUCUGAAAAGGCACAAUGAUUUUAACAGGAAUUUUAUUCGCCAAAAGAAUUAGGCAUGUACAGUAUUGUGUUUUUACGGCUACUAGUGAAACUAGAUGUUGAAAUGAGGGUCUUGGACAUAUGAAUGUUCUGGGUAAACCAACAUACCUGUGUACCUUGAAAGCACAGCCAGGCUAGCUUUUCUCACCUUGUCAUGUGCCAUCAAGGCCAUACAGCUAAAACCAGAGUGUUAUCUCAGCAGUGUUAUUUGUUUACCGAAGGUAAAAGUUUUGUAUGGCUCUUUUUUGUAUUAUUUUGUUUUCAAAAAUCUCAGUUGUGAGUGUUUUUUUAACUCUUUUUUUUUUUUUCAAAUUAAUCAAUUUUAGAAGUGGGGCUCUUGCCAAAUUUUGUUUGGUGUUUGAUGUUUUGUUUUUGUUUAAAAUCAAAAAUGGAGGGUUUUUCUAAAGUUUGUCAUACCUCUUUUCAUAGACUAGUGUUGUUGUUGUUUUGUUUGUUGGGAUUAAGUCGUUGAUCAAGUCCAUUGACUCUAAAGCCUGGUGAAGUAGAGGGUGUAGCUUCAAUUGACGUUGUGUUACCUUGGUCCCCCUCUUUUAAAGAGGAGCAGCUCUGAAGCUGUCUCCAAGAAGCACUGUUGAGCCAUGUGUUGAUGGGAAUUUUAAACAACAGACCCAAAGGUCUAUUAGGUCAUUUAAACCACAUGUGCACUUGGAUAAUUACUUGUCUGAUCACCCUGUUUUAGUUUCACAGCCCAUCCUGAGUAAACUUUCAUUUUUUUCAGGAGAUACAACUUGUUAUGUUUGGCUUGUAUUUCAAGCAAAAACGUGAAGGUUUUCAUCCACUUGUAGAUCUGACUAUGGAAACCAAAGCACAGUUUUUCUCUCAAUGGGUUACAGAAACAUCUCCCAAGAGGCUUAAAUAAUUAAGGAAACGUGUUUAUCAUCUGUCAUUCAUGUGUCCAUUUUAUGAUCACUUCCCUUUUUCGUUUUCACACAAGUGUGUAGUGUGUCUUUACCGAUUGUAAUGUACCUAACAAAGCCUUAGAUUACAAUUAAUGGGUCUGUGCCCAAUCAAAUGUACUUUCAAUCACCAUGCAGGUAAAGAACACCAAUGAUGUUUUAUAGUUCUCUCACAUGCCGCUUAUGAUCUUUUAUUUUUGUUCUUUCUCUCUGUAAAAGUAACAAUUACUCUCUUAAAUUUCAUUGAACUUAUGUGUUAUGUACUACUUAAGGAUUUGAAUCUAUUUGAGGUAUGUAGUUUUAGAUUUUUCCUUUUAUUUGCCUUACUAUAUAUUACUUGACAACAUUGAUAUAGCCGUUGUAGAUGUUGAGGUAGUAUGACAUUCAUAACUUUUUCAAACCAUAUAAAUGAUAAUGUGUUAGUUUUAAAUAUUCACUUCAUUCAUAUAGCUGGAUGUCUUUUUCAGUUGAUGUUACAUAGUUAAUUUUGUUGUUGUUUUUUUGAUACAAGGAAUGAGAUCAAUUAAUUUGCUGCCAGCAUCUCUGAGUAGGCGAAAAACUGUUUUAACCAACUUAAAAUUUCUCCUUGUAACAUGUCAACAUCAUGUUUGAAAAUACUAUAUUGUACUGAAAUAUAGAUUGUCCAUGUUUUAGAGUAAAAAUUAUUUUCUACUGUAUCCAUUUCAAAGAGAUAUGUACGUUUGUUUGAAUAUUUCUUAAGUUUGCCCUGAAUGUCAGGCCAAAACGAGCAGUGAGAUUGACGGGUGUUUGGAUGUUUGGUAGAUAGUGAGAUUAAGGAGCGAGAAAGCAACGAUUCUUCCGCUCUGGAGGAGUCCGAAAUGCUGCAGAUAAUGAGUUCUAACCUAAGGGACGAAGGUUGACUUUUUGCACUUCUGUAUAUAGUCAAAUGAACAGAGAAAAAAAUGUGUAUCAUAUUGAGAUAUUAUUUUGAAUAAAAAAAGAUCUAUAAUUAUAAGGAAUUUUGUUAGAUUAAUUUAAAUUCUUAAAAUUAGAAGACCAGCUAAAAAAAAUUGCUUGCAAAGAAGGGCACUAGUUUCUUGGCCAAUGCAUUCAGAGAAAGCUAUGCGCUUUUUGUCUUAUUUUGUAAGUGGCUAGUAUUUCCAGGGAAUGUUGUAGGGGAGUAGAUAUCCCCAUGUCAUGCUAACUCCACCCCUCUUGUAGGAUGACAUAUCCAGUAAUGUCCAUAUAUCAUUUGUUGGACUUUGGUCAUGCAGUAUUGCUGCUCCCAUGGUACAGUUGAUACAUGACAAAUUUGUAUUCUAUUAUAGUUUGAUUUGACUGCAUGUAAAAGUACAAACAUGUAAACAAAAGAAACUGCAUAGAUAUGUAAGGAAAGAUAACACCUUCAGACUACAGAAGACACAAUAUUUGUUUUGUUUGUUUCAAAUUAUUCAUACAGUAGAUAACAUCUGCAGUGGGGAGAAAUAAUACUUUAAAAACAAGUCAUCUUACUCUUGUGUGAUAAAAUAUUUUCUGAGGAAAAAACAUGUUAUUUAAAGAAUGAUUAAAAAAAAAACAUUAGCACUCAUCCACCCCAGAUACGUUCUCAUAGCCAUAUAAUUACAGUCGACACAGACUCACUGCAGUUGUUCCUGCUACCAUAGCUGUGCACUCAGCAGGUGAAGGCUCAUCACACCAAAUGCGUAUUUGGCAAAUUAGUCUUUUGAAAUGAAUGUAACAGUCGCCGUCAACAUGAGGCUGCUUUGUAUAGUCGCUACACAACCAAAGCACCAUUUUCUCCAAACCAGACGUUCAGUCUUCUGGCUGGAACCAAGGUCUCUCUUCCCUGCUGGGCGCACAUGAACGCUUUGACUCUUUGACCGCUUUUUACUUGUAAGUGCACCCACCAAUUAUGUAUUUGCUAACAGUUGCCACACAAUAAUGUACUAUUCUGUCUUCAGAUUUGUUUAUGCGCAUUUUAUUGUUGCCAUAAUUGACUCUUGCUGUAUGGAUGAAAAAAAUCUGAAUAAAAAAAACCCAUUUGA